AUGCGGAUGGGUUUGACCAUCGGCUUGAACCACAAUAUUCCAGAAUCACAGCUCAUCGACCCAGUGGAGCGCCAACACCGCAUCCAAAUAUGGUGGACAAUCUACAUCUUCGAUCGGAUGUGGGGAUCUAAAAUGGGCCUCCCAAUGCAAAUCCUCGACGAAGAUAUCCACGUCGACAUGCCAUCGACCAUCUCCCCCCGCUGGCGCCACGAAGAAGAACUCUCUGACUCAGAAUAUAUGACUGCCAACAUCAAGCUGGCACGCAUAGUCGGCGAGACAAUCACUAGACUAUACAGCCGGAGAAAGUACCAGGAGACCUUCCUACAGCGCGUUCAGAAACUUCUCAAAGCCCUGAAACACUGGGUGGAGACACUCCCCGAAUCACUAAGACUGAACAUGGAAGACCUGGAAUCGAGCAAGAAACCCAUCGUCUCCCUCCACAUGGCCUUCAAUCAAUGCGUGAUCUUAACUACGCGCCCAACGCUACUACACCUCCUAAUAACACUGAGCAAAAAAAGCAAACCCCACCCCAACGCCGUCAAUAAUACUAGCAAAUUCGGGAUCGGGACCGAAAGCGAUAGCGAAGACGUAUUCGUUUCCCAGCCCGUCCUUACUCUAAGCGAAGCAUGUAUCCAUGCAGCGCGACACUCUCAUUCGAUGAUCCUGACACGGUGGAUCAACGGAUCCAUGCCGACCUUUGGCUAUUUCCACGCCCACUACCUCUUUUCUUCCGCGUUGAUCUUGGCAAUGUCCAGCUUUGUUCCGAUCGGCAGUCCGACGGAUAUGACGGGGUUCGACUCAGCGCUGGAUCUGCUGCGCUCCAUGACCGAGAACGGGAAUCUGGCUGCGGCGGAAUUUUAUCAUAAUCUUGAGCAGGUGAAGGUUUGUUUGGCUGCGUAUCGGGGGAUGAGGCGAGGCGAGGGGAGUACUGAGUUGGCUGCUGGUAGAGGAGUGGCUACUAGUACCAACCCUAAUGCUAGUGGUAAUGCUCCCUCUGGUGUUGGUGCAAUAGCUUUAUCUGGGCCUUCAUCGGAUUUAGCAACAACGCCCUUUUUGAACACCUUGCCACUGAAUCCAUCGGCAUCGACAUCUACGCCCCAGCCGUCGUUAAUACCAACAACACAUGAUAUCAUUGCUUCUGCCACCGCCCAUCCUGUCCACAGCCAUGGGAUCGAUGCAUGCGCCUAUCCAUUGAGGGAUACCGUCAGCGGGUACACGACCGAAAUGGCGUUUUUAGAGCCGACCAUGCAAGAUUUCCUGGCGCAGUCAGAUAUCGACCUUGGGCUGUUGCAUCCUGUUGAUACGUUCUUCACUGAGGCGGAGAAUUUAUAUACGUGCCAUGAGUUAUGA
Molecule: messenger RNA, 1350 nt
Organism: Penicillium robsamsonii
Lineage: Eukaryota; Fungi; Ascomycota; Eurotiomycetes; Eurotiales; Aspergillaceae
Product: transcription factor domain-containing protein
Exons: 1
Coding region: 1-1350 (449 amino acids)
Biological process (GO): DNA-templated transcription; positive regulation of transcription by RNA polymerase II
Cellular component (GO): nucleus
Molecular function (GO): zinc ion binding; sequence-specific DNA binding
Source: RefSeq, a predicted model, not a curated record